AUGUCUUCAGGCAAGGUAGCGUUACCUAUCCCAGGUUGUGAACUGGCUCCGAUCAGUGCCUAUCCUCCAAUCAAGGGUCGAAUAUGCUGCCGUUCGUCAAGAAGUCAACUCCUCGGAUGGGUCUUGAGAAGAACCUUCUUUAUUUUUGAUGAGAAGGCAAAUUUUGAGCUUUCUCGGCUUAACGACUCUUUCUUCGUACGACUCUUUCUUCGAACCAUUUGGUAUGUAUUGCCCCAUAACUAUAGAUCAGAUCCACCAGCCGAGAAACUCAAUUCCGCACUGCUGCUGAGUCGUCGGACUUAUCCACCAAGGGAUUCGUGGAAUUUCUCGCCUCCUUUUGGGUAUGCCGAUACUAAGAGUCCUCUCACUACCAACCAGCAGACAUCAUCUGGCUGGGUCUUGCCGGCGUAAGGUAGAUCGGAGCAAGAGGGAACGCCUAGACGACGUUUUUAUUCCUAGGCUACUGUAAGUAGAUCGAGAGGUCGUUCUGCCCCUUGUCCCCGAAGAUGGGUGAUAUGUUCUCAAAAAAUGUUGCUUCAAUCUGACCUAGCUGGCGAGCGAUCCCAGUUCGCAGCAGAGAACAAGACAGCAAGCGAGCGUACCUUUGUUCACUUCUUCUCCACCAAGCACGGAAGUUUAAGGAUAACUGUAGGUCGGUGGCUACCUAAGGAAACUCCGAUUCGAUCCGCCCCCCGGCUGGGAGGCAUUUACCUCAUCCCGAUCACAAGGAGAGGUUCACCAUGAUGGGGGUACUUCUAAUUUUCCUUUCUGGAAAGAAUGAAAUGCAUAGGGGACCAUCCUUUUGUUGCGGCAUGCUCCUCAGAUUUACGGAUUCGCAGGGGGCGGAACGACCUACUUAGUUGACUGACAAUGACAAAGGCUUGCGAAACUAAGUAGGGCCUUUUUAAUUGAAUCUUUAGUAGUCUAUCAGUGGUGCGAAGAGAAACAUAUCUUUUUAUGACUUCUACUUAUCUAUCCCGGCCCGGAAAAGUGAGCGACCAGGUUUAUAAAGACUGGUUCGAAAGGCGCGUCUAGCCCUCUUGAUGAAUGAAAGAAAGGGUUUCUGAGCCCUAGCCCUGUAAGCCCACACCUGUGUAGAGUAGAUCGUUCAACACAUGCGGCACAAACCAAAUUUUGACCUAUUGGUCCUAGUCUCAUAGGCGACCGAACGGCCGCUCCCUAAUUACUAGACCGACCCGCUAUAAUAAUUCCAUAAACACCUAGCGAAGAUAUGGCAAACAAAUAAAGUAGCCCUAUGUUCGGAUCUGACAAUACCAUACCAUAAUCAAAAGGUACAACGGCCCGAGCGACCAGACUUAACAUAAAUGUAGCCACUGGAGCCAUUCUAAAAAGGAAAAAAUUAGCACUACUUGGUGAAAUAGGUUCUUUUAGAAUCAAUUUCGAACCAUCUGCUAGAGGUUGUAACAAUCCGAACGAUCCCACUACAUCAGGACCCUUUCUACGUUGCACAAAAGCCAUUACUUUACGUUCAGCUAGCACUAAAAAGGCUACUCCUAGUAGAAGUGGUAGAAUUAUUCCAAGUAUUUCAGCUGGAACAGCUAUGUACGUUUUCGAUUUUUUAUUUACUCAUGAUCUGGCCUGGUCGACCCAAUCAUGAUAUUGAAGGAUGGGACCUUUUCUUGAAAAACUCCCGAUACCGAGAAGAGUUGAAGAUGGUGCAACAUUGAAUCCUCUUACCUUACUUCGAAUGGAAUCUUAGCCCGCCUCACUUGCUUUCUUUACUGCAUAAGGGCAUAAACAAAGUCAAGGGAUUGAUGAAAUUACUCGACUAAAAGGAGAGGUCCAACGUAAUUGAUUACUCGAAUGAAAGGAGAGGAGC
This is a messenger RNA of Brassica oleracea var. oleracea, 1840 nucleotides long. RefSeq lists its product as uncharacterized. The transcript has 4 exons. Lineage: Eukaryota; Viridiplantae; Streptophyta; Magnoliopsida; Brassicales; Brassicaceae. The record is from RefSeq and is a predicted model, not a curated record.